Molecule: messenger RNA, 9099 nt
Organism: Stegostoma tigrinum
Lineage: Eukaryota; Metazoa; Chordata; Chondrichthyes; Orectolobiformes; Stegostomatidae
Gene: gan
Product: gigaxonin
Exons: 11
Coding region: 226-2151 (641 amino acids)
Biological process (GO): cytoskeleton organization
Molecular function (GO): protein binding
Source: RefSeq, a predicted model, not a curated record
UAUACAAAAAAAACAAGAAGCAGGGUGGGAACAAAAUUAUUCCGGUGGGGGUCAUUUGGAGUUGGGGAAGGGAUAGUGCCAGUGUGGAUGUGUGUAGAAAGCCCCAGGCUGAGAUAGAGAGAUGAGGGCUGUUGGGUGGAGAUUGAAAGUAGGAUUGUGAAAGAAACGCCUUUUGGACAAGGUGUCUGGCGGAGGGAGCCGUAGAACUGGGUGAGGCGCAGGUUGAUGAGGGCGGAGGACAGCGACAAGGGCCCCACAUACACGCACCGGGAGAGAGACGGGAAGGACCAGCGUGAGAGGCCCGGACAGACACGGAGGAUGGCGGCGGAGCGUCCGGGCGGCUCCGAGUCCACGGUGUGUGACCCACAACACUCCAACAAACUGCUCAAGAGCCUGAGCUCCUUUCGGAAUGAGCCGCUGUUCUGUGACGCGGUGCUGGUGGUGGAGGGCCAGGAGAUCCCGGUGCAGAAAAACCUGCUGGCGGCGGUCAGCCCGUACGUCAGGACUAAAUUGAAUUAUACAGCUCCAACAGAUGACGGUUCAGUGUAUAAAAUCAUCCUAGAUGGGAUUUCUGGUGCUGUUAUGCAUGAAUUAUUGGAUUAUGUGUUUAGUGGCCAGAUUAAGCUGAGUGAAGACACUAUUCAGGAUAUUGUGCAGGCAGCAGAUCUUCUCCUCCUAACCGAUUUAAAAGCUCUGUGUUGUGAAUUUUUAGAAAGUUGCAUUGCCCCUGAGAACUGUAUUGGCAUACGUGAUUUUGCUUUACACUACUCUUUGCAACAUGUAUACUACAUUGCUACUGAGUAUCUGGAAACACACUUCCGUGAUGUGUCUCAUACCGAGGAGUUCUUGGAACUAGGCCAUGAAAAAGUGAAAGAAGUUAUCUCUUUAGAAAAGUUGAACGUUGGAAAUGAAAGGUACAUCUUUGAAGCAGUGGUAAAAUGGAUUUGUCAAGAUCCUGUAGUUCGAAAGGUUCACAUGAAAGAUGUGAUGUCUAUGGUUUGGGUCAAUGGCCUGGAUCCUAGUUAUCUGAGGGAACAAAUGUUGAAUGAGCCUGUGGUACGAGAAAUUGUCAAGGAGUGUACCAAUAUUCCUCUCAGCCAAAGAGAAGGAGAGGCUCAGCUAGCUACCUUCAAACCUAGAGGGUAUUCUGAAUGUAUAGUGACGGUGGGAGGCGAAGAAAGGAGUACACGAAAGCCCACAGCUGUCAUGCGGUGCAUGUGUCCAUUAUAUGACCGUAACAGACAACUUUGGAUAGAAUUGGCUCCAAUGAGUAUUCCACGCAUUAACCAUGGCAUAUUGUCAGCAGAGGGCUUCCUCUUUGUGUUGGGUGGACAGGGUUCAGACAAAGAGACUUUAAGUUCAGGCGAGAAAUAUGACUCUGAUACUAACUGCUGGAGUCCCAUUCCUCCAAUGAAUGAGGCAAGGCACAAUUUUGGAAUAGUGGCAAUAGAUGGAGUUCUUUAUGUAUUGGGAGGUGAAGAUGGUGAAAAGGAGCUGCUAUCAAUGGAGGCCUAUGAUAUUCACACUAGGUUAUGGACAAAGCAACCCAAUAUGACUAUGGUUCGAAAGAUUGGCUGCUAUGCAGCUAUGAAGAAAAAGAUCUAUGCAAUGGGUGGUGGCUCGUAUGGAAAAUUGUUUGAGUCUGUUGAGUGCUAUGAUCCCAAGACACAGCAGUGGACUGCGAUCUGCCCACUAAAAGAAAAAAGGUUUGGUGCAGUAGCAUGUGGUGUUGGCUUGGAACUAUAUGUUUUUGGUGGUGUUCGUAGCCGUGAAGGUGGUCCUAAUGUAGAAAGCGGCGAGAUGGUCACCUGCAAAUCAGAAUUUUACCAUGAUCAAUUCAAAAGAUGGAUAUAUUUGAAUGAUCAAUCGUUGUGCAUCCCAACAAGCUCCUCUUUUGUGUAUGGUGCUGUGCCUAUUGGUGCCAGCAUUUAUGUUAUUGGCGAUUUGGACACAGGCACACAGUAUGACUUUGUCAGAGAAUUUCGCAGGAGCACAGGAACCUGGCAUCAUACCAAGCCAUUACUCCCUUCAGACCUCCGGCGAACAGGCUGUGCAGCUUUGCGUAUUGCAAAUUGCAAGCUUUUCAGGCUACAGUUACAACAAGGUCUUUUUCGCAUACGCAUUCCCUCCGUAGGCCCAAAUGGACCAUAAUGCCAUGGUCAGUGGUGACCCAGUUUGGAAUCAAACAUUAUAUAUUGCAAAAUGAGGGAUAAUCUUGCAAAGUCUGAUAACUUGUCUUCGUUACAGAUUGGUAACGGUUAAAACGUAUCCUGCAAGGGCAAUGCAUUGUUGCACACAUUUUAAUGUAAACCAGAAAGGUUGUGCUUUUGUUCUUAUUUUCUGAAAGCUCAGUUAUGGUAUUUCUAACUGCAGCAUUUAAAUUGCAAGACAUUAAACCAAAUCUUCAGCUUUCUAAUAUAAAGUAACCUGAGAUCAAUAUGUAGUAGAUGCAAAUCUGAAAAAGAUAGUUGUUUCAAAAAAAUGCAGAGCUGAUGCAGAAUUCUGGAGGUAGUUAUUAUCCCAGUUAGAAUGAAUUCUGCUCACUCCUGGACGUUCGAAUCUAAGCUGUAAAGUCAGUUUUAUUUUUUCACUAUGUUAAACAAUAGUUCUAAUACAAAAUGUUACAUUAAAUAUUAACUUAUCUUUUGUAGCUCAAGCUUGCAAAAGCAAAAUUUAACUUAAGAAACCAGCAGCCGGAAGUGGCUAUCUUUUGAGUCUAACAUGUAUCAACUGUAGGACUCUAGUCCACAUUUUGGUGACGGAACUAAUGGGUCAAAGAAUUGUCUACAGCAACCUAGAUUCGGCAACAUUUGUUUUGAAGAGAUUUGCUCUAAUGUUGAAGAUAUUUCAGAGUAGAUUAAUGUUGUUAUUGUUAGGUUAUUAACGCUUAAGUUUCAAAACGAUAUUAAAGUUUGAUGGUUGGCUGGUUCAAAAUAAUUAAUGGAUCUAUCAAAGAAAGUUACCUGUCUACUGUAAAGUUUCAUAUUACACCCUGAAGUUGAUGCUGUUUACAUUUGUUAUAUAAAAAAUGACUAAUACUCUUUUCAGUCUCCUGGUAAAUAACAUGACAUGUAAUGUUCAGUACAACAAAACAUAAUCUGGUGUGGAACUACAAGGUCUGAAUUGACUGCACUGAAGGAUGAAAACCUACAAUGCUGUCAGAGACUUCGCUGCAGGUUCAUUAAUGAAAGUAUUUACCAUUUCAAUUACUUUUUUUAAGGUAUUAUUUAAACACAUUGCACAAUGGCCUUUAAAAUGAUUUUUCCAUUUCUGUCUCCAAUGUCGCCACCAUUCUUGCUUUCAAGAACUUGGGCAAAACUUUUCUCUUUGUACAUGUUACCAAUUCCCAUCGCAUCACCUUUAUUUCUUUCCAAUGUGCUUCUUUAUUGUCAAAUAAACUAAGGCAUCUUUCUGAAUGUAGGAAGCACAAUAUAAAUACAGGUUAUUGUAAUGUUACAUUAUUGGUGCUGAUAGUGACCCACCUGAGAGUUAUCUGGUUACCCCACUAGUGAUGAAAUCAUGUAGUUGACAUUAUUGUGAAUUCUCUGCUUUGUGUGUAAGUUGCAAAUCUCUGGUUCUUCCUUGGUGUUCUAGUCAGAAAGGAGUGGUUUCAAAUAUUAAUUUUUGUAAUGUUUAUUCAUCACAUGGUACCCUCAAAGGCUGAAUGACAAGUUGGUUGGCAGUUUGAAUGUAUUAAGCCCUAUAAGGCUCCUUACAGUGUGGCAAGUAUUUAAUGUUGUAUUUUUCCUCCUCAGUUGCGUUUCUUCGGAGUGUGGUGGCAUGUACUAGGAUGUAGUUUUGUGGUCUUUUGCAGCCUCAAAGGAAAUAUAAUUUGCGAUGUUUAAUUCCAAUUUAUGUGUGCUAAGACAGUAAAUACUAGCAACUUAUUAAUCAAGCAAAAUGUUUAAAUUCAAGCUUGCCCACGUCCACUUUUGAUGUCUAUACAUACACAUACUCAUGUCAGCACGCUCAAAUUAUAGGAAGUGUUAUUGGUUAAGGAUUAAGACUAUCAAUAUUAUUGAGUUUAACUAGCUUUAUGUCUGGGAAUAGGGAAAAAGUAGAGAGCAAUUAUACUGUCUUUAUUUGCUGUCCCAGUUUGCAUCUGUUAAUGUAGUGUAGAGCAUCAGAAGGAGGAACAGUACAGAAAUAAAUUUGGCACUUCUCAGUUCUGGGUAUCUAAGCACCUAUGCUAAAGCUGCCUAGGAUGUACAUUUCUUCACGUGGAAAAAUCUAUCUUUUGUUUUUGUGACUUCUUUUGAGUCACUGGUGUUCACUUAAUGUAUCUCAUUGUCCUCCAGACAUUGGACAACAAUGAUCCAAUGAUUUAGCAACUGCUUAGGCAAUUGUGUCAAAUGCAGAAGGACAAUGAAGUUUGUUGUUUGAACUUGUAUUUUGAAUUAGUGCUGUAAAUGCAGUUAAAUGUGGGGCUUGUCUAAUUGGCUGUCGGCGCAGUGUUGAGAUACACAGGCCUGAUGACAUUUGGCUUCAGCAUGUCUGGGGCAAAAAGUAAAAGAAACCACUUAACUUUCUAGGCCUGUGAUUAAACUCCAAUAAUCUAUUGGAAGUGUGCCUUUAGAUUACAUACUUGCAAGAGUUAAGCAUAACUCUAGGUGAUCUCCACGGUGAAAUAAUUUGCUGUUUUUCACUGCGCAGUCUCAUGUAAUUGAGAUGUCAAAGCAUGUCUGACACCUGAUUUGUUCUUCACUUCUGAAUCAGGAAAUUAAGGAUGGGGGAGAAAUAAGAGAAGCAAAAUAGAGGGAAAAUGGAACAUUGCUUUUUUUUAAAAAAAAACUGGGUGCUGAAGGUGUUUUUUUUGACAUAAUGGUUAAACAAUAUUACUUUGAACAUCAAUUUUACAAGUAAACCUAAGGGAUAUUAGGAGGCUAAUUCUGUGGCUAGAUACCACAAAACCAUUGCCCUAAGUGUACUGUGCUAUCAUUAUUAAAGAGCACACAUUCUUGCUAUAACAAUUAAAGCCCAGAUUAGCCACUAGCAGAGCUAACUUGUGCACAUUUAUAGCAGUAUGGUUGGGCCUAAAGGCGGGAACCAUCCACAUGCUGUUGGAUAUUUAUGACAUAAUAUAGUUUCCCCAAUAUAAUUUCACAUCAAAAUCAUUUACUUUUUUAACUUUUCUAAUUUAAAUAAGUUUAAAAUUUAUUUAAGCAGAGCAGGGAGAAGUACAACAGGACAACAAUAUGUUUAUUCUUCACCAUUGGUAAUUUAGUUUUAUACAGUAUAAAAAUGCAGUGAUGUUGCCCAAUGAAUGCAGGAGAGAUUUCUAUUUAAGUUGAAUUUGGGUGUGGAUGUCUUGAGAAGCCCUCGUAAGAUAGCAACUUCCAGUACCAGAGAUUUGCAUCAGUGCUACAUAACUCCAACGAGACUGCUGCUUGUGUACUACUUCCUAUUUCAAUUCAAUUUUAUUUGUUACAGUAAAAACGAACAGGCUAUCCAGUAACUUGCAUCGACAAACUUCAAAUUAAUGAGAGUAGACUAUUUAUAAUAUGCUUUUUCAUUUUGCAGACUUUGAACAUUUUUGCAUUUGUGUUUAUAUAAUUACAAGUAUAAAAUUUGUUAAACCUUUCAUGCCUUUCCUUCAGCCUCCAAAAUUACAUUGGUACUGUUAGUGUUACUUCAAGCUAACAAGACGUUCAUAAACACGUGCAGCUGUUUUCUCAAUUUGAGAAUGUUAUGCUGUCAUUAAAGAAUUCCUAUAAAAUGUUUUUGAUGUUUUAUAUAAUUUUUUUCUAAAUACUUAUAUUGGACAUUAUUAAUGUUUAAACAUAUGGCAAUGAUUUAAGCAUGAAUUUCCAUGAACCUUUGCUAUUUGUCAGCUUGGAAAAAUUUGUAUUCCAACUUAUUAUUUUGUGGCAUUUUUUUGUAAAAUCUACUAAAUUGACUCAUGGUAUUCCUAUAGAAAUACUAAAUUAUGAAAUUGUCACAGGGUGCGUUUGUAGACUUUUUGCAUCUGUUCCAAUUAUUUAAUAUACUCUAUUCAAAACUAUACUUUGCUGAAGUUUUAUCUUUUCCCUCCCUCCUCCUGUGCAGCAGGGGAACUACACUUUUUUUCAACCAGAAUUACAGAAUUUAGUUAGGGUUUGCUAUAUUUUCAUGGCUUUAUGAUUUUCAUUGCAUAGCUGAAUGAAUUGAAACAGGAACAGAAAUUACUGCAGAAACUCAGCAGGUCUGGCAGCGUCUGUGGAGAGAAAGCAGAGUUAAUGUUUCAAAUCCACUGAAGAAGGUCUCUGGACUUGAAAUGUUAGUACAGUUGCCUUUCCACAGACGCUGUCGGACCUGCUGAAUCUUUGUGUAAAUUUGUUGUUUCAGAUCUUCUCCCUUGUAGUUUUUUGUCUGUCUUUAGAUGAAUGCAUUAUUUCCAGUAACAUACCAACAAAAUAAUUUUGUAUCAGCCUGUGCACUAUCCUAUAGAAUAAUGCAUCGUGAGUCUUUGUUGUUUGUAAGCUGUCAUUCCAUUGAGAGGUUAUCAUCAUUUCAAACAAUUACUGUUAUUAGAUCAGCAUUCACAUUUGACUCCCAAAACCACAGCUGGUAUUUAAGUUCCCUAACUCAAAUAAUAAAAAUUAGGUUCUGUGAUGUGAAAAAUGUUGCAGUGUUUUAUAGAGAGAAUAGAUAAACCUUUACAAAAGGCUUGAACCUCACUAUUAUAGUUUCAUGUCCUCUAAAAUUAGAUAUGUUCAAGUUUUAUAAAUCUCUUCAGCCCAGUACUUUGUAUAAUUAUUGUGACUUGUGGUACAAGAACUGAGAUUGGAUCAUAAGAACUUCCCUUUCAAGAAUUUAGUACUUUAGCUAAAGUUUUGUUUAUAAAUGAUUUUCUGGUAUAAAGAUAAAUAUCUGAAACGUACCACAUUGAGGUUGGGCAGAGAGUGGAAUCAGUCUUGGAAUUUUCAUUCUGUUUGUACAGAAAUAGCACAUCAGAAAAAUCAUUGAACUGCCACAUCAACUAUCUUCAGCUCAGCGCUCCAAGCCAUGCUUCAUUUAAUUGGGAAGCGUAAAAUGUAUAGUUCCUUGCUAUCUCUUCCAAUACAGGCAUGUUAAAUAACAGAUGAUCAUUGUGUUGUGGUUGGUUGACUCGCCAAGCUGGUUCCUUGUUUUUCCACAGACGUUUCAUUAACCGAACAAAACAACGAACCAGCUCGACGAGCCAACCAACCGCAACAUCCAUAACCCAAGCUACAAAUCUACUCUCCAAAACCUUAGAGAUGAUCACUGUUUCAUUUGGUUGUUAAACUGGUUUUCUCAGUGCUCUGUCACUGGGUGCUUAUUGGUAACUAUGCCGCAACACACCAAAGACAAAUUAUUGAUCGCAACAAUAGUUUGAACAAUGAAAAGCAGAUCAUAUGCCUCUUUCAAACUUCAGCACUAUACUUGCUGAGCUAUUUCAGUCAAUGCACUACAUGACAGUGAUUUACAUGCUGGUAAAUAUCUCCUGUUCAUUAACUAUUUUAUUCUAUUUGCCAUGAAGAAAUAGUUCUCAACCCAAGGGGCUCAGGGAUGAUUCUUGACUUGUUCAACAACUGAUCUUGCAACCGCCAUAAAAUAGCUAGUUCCUCAUAGGAAAUGGGUUUAACACCCUUCUUUAUCCAACAAACCUCUUUAAGGACUUCAUCUCUCUAAAUUAUAAAAGUGCACAAUCCUUUUCCAAAAUUUGAUAAUGCAACUUCCAAGUUGUUAUAUUCACCGCCAAAGUGAGGAGAAUGAAUGGAAUGUAAAGCUGCUCAUUCUGACAGUGAAUUCUAAAUUACUGAAAGUUAAUGCAUUACUGAUGUCAACAUCUCUUUUAUUGUGCUUAACCACCAUUGAUAUAACUCUGCAGUUUUGGACUGAGAAAAUUGGUUGUUAUCUAUUUUGACAGCAUAAUGGAUCAGUACACGUCACGUUUGUUUUGCUACUAAAAUACAAUAACCAUAUGUUUAGUUACUUUUUUUAAAAAAAAGCCUUCCUAAACAAAUGUCCCCUUAUAUCGAACACAGGCGUCACCAUUUUUAAACAAAAAGUGAAUAGUUUAAAAUGUAGCAAUCUUAUGAAAAGGGAUUCCUAGGACAAAAUAAAUGAGAAAUGCAAAUAUAUUUUUGUGCAGAAGGUGAUAGUCUACUGUGAGAGAUGCGUGCUCCUUGAUUUCUGUUGAUUAGCAUAGCAUUUCUCAUCCACAUUGUCAGUUGGAUUUUAAGUCCGAUGCAUGCAUAGAUUGAGCCUAUGUUGUAUAUCUUUAUAGCUCAUAUAUCCCUAACGUAUGUACUGUCAAUUCACAGUGCAUUGACCUAAAGCUCUAUACAAAUGUCCAACGUGGCAGUGGCAGUAACAACAAAGUGAGUCAUUAGACCACUCCUAUUUCCACUUUGACCAGUUAAAUCAAAAUUAGUUAACCAUAUAACACUGGACACAGCAGAUCUAGAAAAACUGUAGAUAUUCAUGAAAUGUUGCUUCCUUUGGCAGGGGUGAGGGUGGUGUUGUUGGAAAAUAUAUCAACAGGCAGUAACAGCAAUCAAAAUUGCAAUUCAACUGUAAAGCUGUUACUAGAAUAGUUCAGAUUUUGAACAGUAGGAUACAAGCAAAUAAUAGAUUGCCUUUCCCUUCAAUUUGAGCAAGUAAUAUUCCUCACACAAUAUUAAAGUCAAGUUCAUCACUUGUAUAUGGCUUUGUGAGUUACUUCUUAUUUUGAAAGAAGUAGUUUGAUUGUGAUUGCUUUGGUCGAUCUUACAAUUAAGUUCCAGUGAAUUGAACCCUAUUGAUAUUUUAGUAAAUAAUUUUUUGUAAAGACCAUAACUUGAGCUGUAAUAAUAAUUCAUUUUGACCAUUUUUAAAUGUACCCCUGCAUUAAUCUUGAAACACUUUUUUCCUUGUUAUUAAAUAAAACAGAACAACACCUAAAACCAUCAAAAUCUGUUAAGUGAAUCUUGCAGCAAAUUUUUUGUGCUGUUUCACAUUUGACCAUACUUUUUGUACAUCUGUUGUCUUGACGAUUUGUCACCAAAAGCUAAGAAUAUCUUGAGCAAAAGUUGUUGUGCAUGGUUGGCUCGCUGAGCUGGUUUGUUGUUUGUCCGCAGACGUUUCAUUACCCUGCUGGGUAUCAUCAUCAGUCCA